Molecule: messenger RNA, 1617 nt
Organism: Chanos chanos (milkfish)
Lineage: Eukaryota; Metazoa; Chordata; Actinopteri; Gonorynchiformes; Chanidae
Gene: g6pc1a.1
Product: glucose-6-phosphatase catalytic subunit 1a, tandem duplicate 1
Exons: 5
Coding region: 187-1287 (366 amino acids)
Biological process (GO): glucose 6-phosphate metabolic process; gluconeogenesis
Cellular component (GO): membrane
Molecular function (GO): glucose-6-phosphatase activity
Source: RefSeq, a predicted model, not a curated record
AAAUCAGCGUGCCUUGGAUAAAGUCCACUGGGAGCAGAACGCCAGGGUUUGAGGGAGAGUUCAAUUUUAGAGUGGAUGCUAGUGCUUCACCAGUCCACUGGGUUCUUUCAUUAGACGUCACUUGCAGCUCUCCACUCAGUGAAUGCGCCUUUCCCAGAGGACAAUCCUCGGGCACUGGUUGUAGCCAUGGAUUUGCUCCACAGUUGGGGAGUGAGCCUGGCUGUCUACCUGCAGACAGAAUACCACCACUAUGAGAGCUGGUUUCACCUGGCUUCCACUGUGGCUGACUUACAUGCUACCUUCUUUUUUUUCUUUCCUAUCUGGUUCUACUUGAACAGGAAUGUGGGUAUCAAACUCAUCUGGGUAGCUGUAAUUGGGGAUUGGUUCAACCUAAUCUUAAAAUGGGUUCUCUUUGGAGAGAGGCCUUAUUGGUGGGUCCAUGAAACUAAAUUUUAUGGCUCUGGUGUGGUUCCUUCCUUAAAACAGUUUCCUAUUACGUGUGAGACUGGACCAGGAAGUCCGUCCGGUCAUGCUAUGGGCUCUGCCGGGGUGGGCUACGUGAUGAUCACAGCCAUGCUAUCCAUGGCUGCCCAGAGAAAACCCUCUAACCUGAUCUAUAGCUGUACUGUGAGGGGACUUUUUUUUUUUUUAAUCUUAAAUUGCAGGUCUUUACAGCUGGUGCUGUUGGCUCUGUUUGGUAUGGUGGAAUUAGUAAUCUGCAUGUCCCGUGUCUACAUGGCAGCCCACUUUCCACACCAAGUUAUGAGUGGAGUUAUCGCAGGCAUACUGGUGGCUGAGACAUUCUCCCGAGUGCAGUGGAUAUACACAGCCAGUCUGAAGAAGUACAUGAGCAUGACCCUGUUUUUGCUCACUUUUGCUGUGGGCUUCUACGUGUUGCUGAAGGCCGUAGGUGUGGAUCUGCUCUGGACUCUGGAGAAAGCACAGAGAUGGUGCGUGAACCCUGCAUGGGUCCAUAUGGACUCCACACCCUUUGCCAGCCUCCUGCGAAACAUGGGUACACUGUUUGGUCUGGGAUUGGCUCUCCACUCAACCCUGUAUACUGAGAGCAAGAUGAACAGCACUGUUCCCUUCAAGACAAGCUGCAUUAGCAUCUCGCUCUUACUGCUGUGGUUUCUGGACGCUUUGACCUUUUCUUCAAAAAAUGAAAUACUUUUCUACCUGUUGUCUUUUUGUAAGAGCGCUCUUGCCCCGCUGAUUCCCACCAUGCUUGUUCCUGGAGGAUUUCUGUGGCUCUUUCACAACAACAAAAAUGAAAAGAACUUAUAGGAAUUUACCAAAUUGUGCAAAACAGUGAGAAACAGAAAAAAAUGACUUGGAUUUACUUCCCCAGCGUGUUUAAUACUGUUGCAGAAGUCUAAUGGUUAUUUUAAAAAGCAAUCAUUUUACUGUUAACACUCAGAUGAAUAGCGCCCGGUUAGCUUUACUAAGCUGUGUCUUUAUCUCUUGUCUUCUUUCUGAAAUACUACCAUCCCUUAUUUUGUCCUCUGCUGUUGUGGUUGAUGUUUCUCUAGUUAUAUUUCUUAGGAAAAUUAUAUUUCUUUAGAACAUUGUGUCUUUUUUUUUGUAAAAAAUUACAUUAAAGACCCUCCACCCACA